Molecule: messenger RNA, 1149 nt
Organism: Penicillium waksmanii
Lineage: Eukaryota; Fungi; Ascomycota; Eurotiomycetes; Eurotiales; Aspergillaceae
Exons: 1
Coding region: 1-1149 (382 amino acids)
Source: RefSeq, a predicted model, not a curated record
AUGUCUCAACGCUUGAGUGAGAUGGUUACCAGCGGCAUACGUGCCCUCAGUAUCUCGAGCUUUUGUGAUAGCCAGUCAGAUUCCUCUGGCGACGGUGGUAGCCCGGGACCACAAGACCCAGCUAACCCGACUCCGGCAUCAACAGCAGCCCAGCCCGACGCCGUGGAACUGGCUACUCGACCUGCUACUGAGCAGGGAUCCGCUCAGACUCAGUCCCAGACACAGGCUCCCGCUAACCCUCCCAAACCAACGGCAGCCCAGCCUGCCACUCAGCAGGGGGCUGCCCGAAAGGAAGGAAGGCCCUCCGUGGGAUCUUCUAGACGAGCAUCAUUUCAAACAUCAGCCUCCCAGUUGUCUCGAUACGAAUCUGCAGCCUCACACAUAGAACAGCCCGAGGGAAAAUCGCAGGCGGGUAGCGCUACGCUACCAAACUAUAAAUACGGUAAGCUCCAGAGGGAUGGUGAGCAAUGGCGGAAGUGGAUUGAGGAUCCCAACGAUACAAGCUGCACUAUUCCGAGCUCUCAACUAACCAUGGAUGACCUUCAGGCUCUAUAUACACCCGGUGAGGCUAAUUAUGACAAUGUUCCUCCCGCUCUUCUUGAUCAGGUAGUUGAGCUAGGUCUUCCUGACGAAUUUAGUAAUCCGGCUGAACAAUCCGUCUACCGUACUUGGCUCAUAGAUGAAGACGAAAUGAAAUGGGAUGGCGUCAUGUGGGAUAACAUGAUCGUUCUCGUAGAUAUCGAGAGGAUACCGGACUCUGAUGCACCUCCGAUGUCUGAGAUUACUCUGGUUUUGUUUAAGCACCUUUUUGAUGUCGACGAUCUCCGGCAUAUCUUUGUGUACACCGUUAUCAAUCCGGAAACGGUGGGCUUUAUCCAAACUCAACUAUAUAACGAGGAUAAUGGUCUUACCUGGGCAGUCUCUCAAUCUGAUGUUGAUUUGGAAGAUCCUGAAACAUGGGCUCAUGGAACACCUGAGUAUGAUGCUUUGCUUGGAACUAGGAUUGAAAAACUGAUCUCGUAUAUAGUUCUUGGAGGCUUCGAGAGGGGCACCUUCAGAAUCGCUCAAGUUGAUACUUGGCCUUCUUGGUUUCUGGGUGCUCGUGCAAAUAUGCGGUUUGACAUUGAGCCGGUUUCGGGUUCAAGCUAG